AUGACCAUCCACGCGUUGUACAUAUUCGACCGCCACUGCUCGUGUAUCUACUCACGUGAAUAUAACCACCAGAACCCCGGCCAAGGCACGGUCAACAAAAACAACGACAGCGAUAUGGCCCAAUUGCUCUUUGGAGUCGUGUACUCGCUCAAAUCGCUUUCGGCGAAACUUGGCGCCACCGAAAGCAGUGACAAUCUGGGCUCCGAUCCAGGGGCAUUGCCCCCGGCGGCUAACACCCUCCGCUCUUUUAGCACGGGCCACUACCGCGUGCAUUUUCUCGAAUCUCUCUCGAAUUUCAAGUUUGCCCUCGUUACGGACUUGCAGGUCGACAAUCUCCAGGCACAACUCUGGGAGCUCUACAGCACGGUGUUUGUGGGACACGUGCUCCGAAACGCGCUAGCGCCUGUCGAAUUUGGCACGUCCAAGUUGAAUAGUGCGGAGUUCACCUCGCUCUCGGACGCGUAUUUGAGUAGCCUCCCGGUGUUUCUGUAG
Metschnikowia bicuspidata var. bicuspidata NRRL YB-4993 is the source of this 492-nucleotide messenger RNA. Its product is annotated as TRAPP subunit. Bases 1 to 492 code for a protein of 163 amino acids. The record is from RefSeq and is a predicted model, not a curated record. NCBI's taxonomy places the organism in Eukaryota, Fungi, Ascomycota, Pichiomycetes, Serinales, Metschnikowiaceae. Gene Ontology annotation, biological process: endoplasmic reticulum to Golgi vesicle-mediated transport. Gene Ontology annotation, cellular component: TRAPP complex. The transcript has a single exon.